AUGUCUUCUGGCUUUAGUGCACGAAUACACUCGGCGUCCGCCAAUCUCAAGGCGAAGAGAAGGGUCUCUGGAUGGGUUCUACCAAAGCAAGAGUCGUCGUUCGCGGACAAAGAUAGCUGGUCGAAUAUUGAUCAAGAUGUUACGCCUGUGGAGCGGCGGACAUGGACCUCACUUACCAUCUUUGGGUUUUGGAUGAGCGAUGCCAUGAAUGCUCAAGGAUGGAUGUCACCCGCUGCCAUCAUUGCUCUGGGACUGACUUGGAGAGAGGCCGUGUACUGCAUCAUUCUUGGUCUCUCCAUCACGGCCAUUCCUCUGGUGAUGAACGGUGCCAUAGGAGCUCAUUUGCACGUCCCGUUCCCCAUCGCAGCACGUUCAAGUUUCGGCAUCAUGUUCGCCAGAUUCGCAGUCGUCACUCGUAUGAUCACUGCCCUUUUCUGGCAUGCCAUCCAGACAUAUACAGGUUCGACAGCGAUCACGCAAUGCAUUCGAGCCAUCUGGCCUUCGUAUCUCGACAUUCCGAAUCACCUUCCAGAAUCUGCCGGCAUCACGACACAGCAGCUUCUAAGCCACUUCCUUUUCUGGUCAAUACAAUUCCCGUUCCUACUGAUCCCGCCGCACAAGCUCAAGUGGUUUUUUGUCUUCAAGGUCGUGGUCACUGUCACGGUCAGCGUGGCAGUCGUAAUCGCCAUGACCCAAAUGGCUGGCGGUACAGGCGACAUCUGGAACCAGGAGUACAGAGUCUCGGGAUCUGAGCGUCGCUGGAUGAUAAUGGCGAGCAUGAUGUCGCAGUCCUCAGGCUGGGCUACCAUGGCGACGAAUGUUCCUGAUUUCACCAGGUACCUCAAGUCUUCGCGUGGUGUAUAUUGGCAAGGUUUCUUUCUUCCCAUGAUCAGUCUGAUGCUUGGACUGUUUGGCAUCAUCAGCUGCUCUGCUUCGAAGGUGUUGUACGAUGAGUACAUUUGGGAUCCCCUCGUUCUUGCUUCGAAGUGGGAGGGGCCAUCUGGUCGGUGUGGAGCUUUCUUUGUCGGCUUCUGCUGGAUGGUGGCUCAGAUUGGUACUAAUUUGUCUGCGAACGUAAUCUCGUUUGCCAAUGAUAUGGUCAGCCUAUUCCCAAAGUACAUCUCGAUUAGGCGAGGUGCGAUAUUCGCAACAGUCACCGCAGGCUGGAUCAUGGUCCCCUGGAAAAUCGUCCAUUCUGCUCAGUCACUUCUCACUUUCAUGGCUGGCCUGGCCAUCUUCCUUGCACCAAUAGCAGCGAUUACUGCUGCCGACUACUGGUUCGUUAAGAAGCGGCACGUCGAUGUUCCGAGCUUGUAUCGGAAACAUGCUCGCUACUGGUACUGGAAGGGCAUCAACUGGAGAGCUGCUGCAGCCUUCCUGAUCUCUCUGGUACCCAACGUCCCUGGCCUCGCCCACGCAGUCAAUCCAAGUGUGCAAAUUGGUCCCGGCAUCCAGCAUCUGUACGAUGUGAAUUACAUAUGGGGUCUCUUCUCUGCGGCUUUCGUAUACUGGUCGCUGUCAUAUUUCUUCCCUGCCCGGGAGACGUUGCUGGAAGAGUCGAUUCACGAUGAUCGUGUGCUGAACGGCGUCGAGUACAAGGCGGAUGGCUCCGGGUCGUUUGAGUCCGGGAAAAACGAUGUCGCGAUCUCUGUCAGAUCACAGAAAGGAGAUUCUGAGGUCGUGUAG
Cercospora beticola is the source of this 1686-nucleotide messenger RNA. RefSeq names its product nucleobase cation symporter-1 family protein. Gene Ontology annotation, molecular function: nucleobase transmembrane transporter activity. Gene Ontology annotation, biological process: nucleobase transport; transmembrane transport. The record is from RefSeq and is a predicted model, not a curated record. Gene Ontology annotation, cellular component: plasma membrane. NCBI's taxonomy places the organism in Eukaryota, Fungi, Ascomycota, Dothideomycetes, Mycosphaerellales, Mycosphaerellaceae.